GACAUCAGUAGCCAAGCAGCCGAAAAUGAAGCUUUCACGUUCCAACGCCUUCCUGAUUUUGUGCAUUUUGCCCCUCAUCAAAGGUCAAGCAGCACCGGGGCACCCAUGCUGUAGUACCCCGGCAUGCUUGCGGGACGUUAUCCAGAUGAAUCUCAGACGUCUUAGAGAUACGAGGCCAGGACCAGGAGUAGUGUCUGCGAAUCCUAUCGGCUUUAGUCAGCCGAUGAUCUAUCAUGUCAAUGUUCCGGGUAUUCAGGUUAACCUCACCUUGAACAACAACGAAAUUUAUGGAGUGGGCGAUGCAAUCGUAUCAGAUGUCAGGUGGCAGUUCUGUGGUAACAAUACGAUAGUCGAUUACACAAAUAACGUUGCACGACUUGUCCACAGAGCUAACUAUACCGCUGUUGGAACUAUCCGAGAUCCAUCAAACAAUGAUGAUGAAAUGGUGAUUGAUGAAACAGGCGUGUUUACUAUUGUAGUCCCUCACUCGGUUAUCACACACACUGCAAAUCUGACUAGUGUAGUACAAAAUGGGGUGAACGUCUGGCGUGUAGAUUCUGCCACAAUGUUAGUAGGUUUCAGAAAUGGUCACGUUGAUUUCCGUACAAACUCAUGCGGCUCAGAUAAUAAAAGAGCGAACAUUUUGGCGUCAAUCAAUGAGAACCUGGAUCAGAUCAUCGAGAGUCUCCGUCCUGAAAUAAAUAGACAAUUCAUCUAUUUACAAACCGAAUUCACUAGGGGCAUCGCGGAAGGUGUUCGAACAGAUGCUGUGAUAUGUGCAACGACUCUCAAUGGAAAUAGAAGGAGACGACACUGCUGAAUCAACAAUUAAUAUAAAUUUAAUUUUUCUCUGAUUCCACUCUUUAUACUGUUCCAAUUCAAUAUGAAGAAUAAAUCAAUGAUUAUCGCACUGUUA
Messenger RNA from Phaedon cochleariae (mustard beetle), 916 nucleotides. The record is from the annotation of a GenBank genome assembly. NCBI's taxonomy places the organism in Eukaryota, Metazoa, Arthropoda, Insecta, Coleoptera, Chrysomelidae.